Rasamsonia emersonii CBS 393.64 is the source of this 1038-nucleotide messenger RNA. RefSeq lists its product as uncharacterized. The record is from RefSeq and is a predicted model, not a curated record. NCBI's taxonomy places the organism in Eukaryota, Fungi, Ascomycota, Eurotiomycetes, Eurotiales, Trichocomaceae. The transcript is spliced from 12 exons. Bases 1 to 1038 code for a protein of 345 amino acids.
AUGCUGGAACCGUUGGAGGACGAUCCGCACGGUGCAUCAUGCAGAAGCAGAACAUCCGCUGGCUGGCCGCCGGAUGAAUGCUACGCUACGACCCUAGAGUAUUACUCAAAACUCUAUGGCAGACGGGUUGAUACAACGUGGUGGUUGAUCUCGAGCCUGCCCAUCUAUGAUGUAUUCUCUCCACCGAUGCGCGCGGCCACGCUACGUGGUCCACAGUCCGGUCCACUACGCGUUACCACAAUAAGUUACCUGUCAGACUAUUCGUUAAUUAGUGCCAGGCUGCCAGCCCUGCGGCCCCUGCCGCUGCUAGAUAGCUAUCGGACUACCGGUGCUCAAACCACCGGGACCCUGCCUGUGAUUGACGGAGGAAGGACUAUUAUUAUCGUUGAUCUGUACGGAGCACUCCAUACAGGGUCAGGUAACUACUACGUAGCUAAGCAACCUAUACUAUACUACUAUACUAUAAAUAUCUCUCCAUACAUACCAGACAGACACAGACAGGCAGACAGCAGAUCAAUCAGAUCAGAUCAUGGAUUAGGAUCCUGGAUCCCUCAUUCCGUACUUCAACUGAACUUCACAGUGCACUCACUCACAGGGAUGCACAAUGUGAAGUUUGUGAAGUCAAUAAUCAGCAAAUUGAUUGAUCGAAUCCCGCAGUUGAUUGAUCCCGCUCAUCGUCCAUCACACUGUCCCUGCAACUAUCAGUAUCAGCGGGCUGGGCCUGGAAUCAAUGACCAAGCAGGCAACCAACCAAAAAAAAAUAAGCCCCCCUCGUGGAUAUCCAAGGACUCGGUCACCAAGCAAGAAGGUGAGCAAACAAGCAAGUCAGUGAGUGAAUCAGAUGCUAUACGGAAAUUCUCUCUUCUGUAUCUACUUCUUCUUCAUCCCUACACGACCUCCUCUUCCGUACGGAAUACUCAAUCCGGAAACCGGCCAGAUGAUCUCCCUUUUUUUAUCUUCUCCGAGUCCGAUGGUUCUCCCGGUGAUUCGACCUUCGGCGUGGUGACCGCACAGCUAGCUAGCUACAGUAAUGGCUAG